AUGGUGGGUCAUGGAGGUCAAUCGGGUCUUCAACAAGUAUUUGGAUCAUUGCAUGAUGGAGAUGCUUCGGUAUUAAACAUUGACCUGGAAGCAAAUGGACAAUUAAUUGCACAAGUUCAGAAAGAGAUCCAGAGAUUUAAAGACGACAAAUCGAUAGAACAAAUGGUCGAAGCUGAAAAUUUCCAUAAUGGGUCCUGGACACGGUUCAAUAUGCUUGUAGUAUCGUUUUUGAAAUUCUGUCGCGAUGUGAAUCCGUGGUCCGUGUCAGAAAGCGCAGAUUUGAUAUUUGAAUUAUACCAAGGGCUGGGGAAUUGUCUUCUAAAUGAUACUUAUCCCGUCCAGGAGUUGGUACAGCUGUAUUGCACGAUGACAGAAUACGUGGUUAAGAUGUCACGUCGUUUGGAUUCGCAUUAUUGUCAUUUGGGGACCAGAAAACAUCAGUUUCUUACCAUCACAACUGCAGUGAUCUCUAAAGUUUUCAACAGUGUCAAACCGCAUCACGAUGAAGCAUUCGUGAGUUUUGAAGAUUUGUCCCAGAAACAGCAAAUCCUGUUGUAUCUUGCGAAUAAAUUGAACAACUGUUACAUUUUGAUGGGCUCGUCAUCGUCAUGUGCCAACAUUUUCAAAAACGUUAAACCCAAAUCUGCCCUUUCACAAUUCUCGGAAUUCCCACUUCGCGAACGUGUCGAGUACCGCUAUUUGCUCGGCAGAUACUAUUUAUUGAAUCAUCGCGUAUCGAACGCAUUCCAUCAGUUAAAUUCUGCAUUUUCGCUUCUAGCGACGCAACGUACCAUGUCGGAUCCACUGCGCAGAAACAUGCGUCGUGUACUCAAAUUUCUCGUGCCUGCAAGUAUGAUGUUCGGCAAAUUGCCAUCUACACAAUUGGUGGCAGAAAUCGAUCCUGCGCUAGCACACAUGUACGUGGGUCUCAUACACGCGAUCAAAUCCGGUCAUUUCGAUUCGUUUUACCAAUGGCUUUACGAGCAUGAAUUGCAACUGCGAUCCGAUUGUCUGUUGCUCCUACUUUUGGAGAAAAUACCCGUAUUGUUGUACAGAAACCUUGUGCGACGAAUCGUUCGAGAACUUUGCAUUCCACAGAAUUCGAACAAACUGCCCUACGGCGUAGUUCAGAACAUUUUAGAAGUCUCGUUGCGACGGCGCCUGGGUGAGCCUCAGCUUCCACUCAUAUACACUGCGGUACACGAUCCAGCAAACGUCGAAAACGUGCUGGAAACAUUGGUGAAUUUGACAUUGUUCCGGGCCAAUUGCUUCCCCUUGAGCAACCAGUGCGUCUUUUCCAAGACCACUAACAUAUCCAGCAUUUUCCCACCAGUGAACGAGAAACUUACUGCGUUGUUCCCCCUCAACGGCGAGGACUCCUGGCUCGAUACCUGA
Molecule: messenger RNA, 1395 nt
Organism: Lachancea mirantina
Lineage: Eukaryota; Fungi; Ascomycota; Saccharomycetes; Saccharomycetales; Saccharomycetaceae
Source: the annotation of a GenBank genome assembly